ACCAUAAGGUUAUAAUGCUAGAUAUGCACAUGAAAAUGUGUAAAAUCGUUUUCUCUACAAAAUGUGAUCAAGACUAGGUCGGAAAAGCAGUGGGCCAAAAUCAAUGAAAAGCGGGCCCCCUCCUUUUACUAAAUAACUGUCCGCAACAAAUAUUUGGUACGGGUGUUAACUGUAAUAAUCGCUCACCGCGCGGUAUUAUCAAAAGCUUUAGUUUAAUAUUGAAAUCUGUUGAUAGUUCUAUCGAUGAAAAAGAUUUAUUAAGUGAUAUUCAAGCAAUAGAAAGUGAAGUUACUGCUAUCCAUCGUAUCAGAAACGCCGCCCUAGAUAAGCCUUCGUCAGUAGUUCGUCUCGAUGUUUCGUCGGAAACGUGUCGUGAUCGCUUAUUAGCGCAACGAAAAUUAGUCGUUACGCCAUUCGAAUUUCCAGCUAAUUAUAUCCAACCUAUCAAAAUAAUUCGUUGUUUUAAGUGUCAAGAAUUAGGUCACUACGCUAACUGUACUAAUUUACUAAAAUGUUCUAAAUGUAGUGGACCACAUGCAAUUGAUAAGUGUAGCUCUAGUACAGAGAUUUGUCCAAACUGUGGUGAUAAUCACAGAGUUUCUUAUCCCGCGUGCAAAGUUAGACUAUCGUACAUUAAUGAACUGAAAAAUAAACAAUUCAGUAGUAUUGCAAUGGAUACAUCGGUUCAACAGCAACGUCGAUCGUACGCUGCCAUCGUUCAACCUCAAUCAUCACAACUAACUAACAGAAACGAAUCGAUUAAUGAAGACAUUUUAAAACAAGUCUCAUCUGUUGGUAUAACCGUGGAUUCCUUAAAACCUGAUAUCGCGAUACUGACCGAAAAUUUUAAAUCUCAGUUGGUUUACUUUAAUCAAAUGAUCAGCAAUGCGCACGUUCACCUAAAUAAAUUCAUUCAACAACUAGUUCCAACAUUAAUAAAAAUGACCAAAAUAUUGAAAUAA
This is a messenger RNA of Didymodactylos carnosus, 962 nucleotides long. Lineage: Eukaryota; Metazoa; Rotifera; Eurotatoria; Philodinida; Philodinidae. The record is from the annotation of a GenBank genome assembly.